Spirodela intermedia is the source of this 14220-nucleotide messenger RNA. The record is from the annotation of a GenBank genome assembly. NCBI's taxonomy places the organism in Eukaryota, Viridiplantae, Streptophyta, Magnoliopsida, Alismatales, Araceae.
AUGGCGGUCCUGGAAUGUCCCAGAAACAGCAACUUUCUUUCCCUUUCUCGUUUCCCUGUCAAGAUCGCUGCCUUCAUGAUCAAUCGCAGGUUUGGCUGAAUGCAGAGAGCCUAGAGAGACUUCUCAGGUAUCUAUUUGUCCAUUCCGUUGCUCCCAGAGCUGUUGUUGAGGAAUGCGGUGUCUCCAUGGAUGCUUACUCUCUUGUAGACCACCUAUAUACUAUUGAACUCCUGUCAGCUUCCUGAGAUUCUGACCCUGCAGGCUGUAGGAGCUGGUGUUGACAAUGUAGUCUGUGCUUGCCCACCCUCCAGCCCUCUCCACCUGAUUACUAGGGAGCCACAGGACGAGCCAGUAAACCACUUAUGGUAGAAGAUGACAAAAGUUUGGAGGUAUUUGGUUCAUCACUUUAGACACGUUGAUUUAAUUUAGGGUUCUUGAGUUUGGCUCCUCACAGACUAGGUCUGCCAUUGACGAAACACCCCCCCCCCCCACUUAGGAACCCCCUUCGUCUUCAUUGGUAGCCUGUAGGGUACAUUUCUGUCAUUUAUAUACUGCCCUUUUACCCAAAAUCGCAUAAUAUACCUUAUUCCUUACUUUACACCAUUCUCCCUCCCCCUCUCUCCCUCUCUCUCCCCCUCUCUCCCUCUCUCUCCUCCUCUCUCCCUCUCUCUCCCCCUCUCUCCCUCUCUCUCCCUCUCUCUCUCUCCCUCCCUCCCUCCCUCUCUCUCUCUCCCUCCCUCCCUCCCUCUCUCUCUCUCUCUCUCUCUCUCUCCCUCCCUCCCUCCCUCCCUCUCUCUCCCUCUCUCUCUCUCUCUCUCUCUCACCCCUCCCUCUCUCUCUCUCUCCCCUCCCUCUCUCUCCCUCUCUCUCUCUCCCUCUCUCUCCCUCUCUCCUCUCUCUCCUCUCUCUCCUCUCUCCCUCUCUCUCCUCUCUCCCUCUCUCCCUCUCUCCUCCCUCUCUCUCUCUCUCUCCCUCUCUCUCCCUCUCUCUCUCCCUCUCCUCUCUCUCCCCUCUCUCCUCUCUCUCCCCCUCUCUCCUCUCUCUCUCUCUCCCUCCUCUCUCACUCUCCCUCUCUCUCUCUCUCCCUCUCUCUCUCUCCCUCUCUCCCUCUCUCUCCCUCUCUCUCUCCUCUCUCCCUCUCUCUCCCUCUCUCUCCCCUCUCUCCCUCUCUCUCUCUCUCUCCUCCCUCCCUCCUCCUCCCUCCCUCCCUCCUCUCUCUCCCUCUCUCCCUCUCUCUCCCUCUCUCUCUCUCUCUCUCUCUCGCUCUCCCUCCUCCUCCCUCUGUCCCUCUCUCCUCCCUCUCUCUCUCCCUCUCUCCCUCCCUCUCUCCUCUCUCUCUCCUCUCUCUCCUCUCUCCUCCUCCUCCUCCCUCUCUCUCCCUCUCUCUCUCCCUCUCUCUCUCCUCUCUCCUCCCGCCUUCCCUCCUCCUCCUCUCUCUCUCUUUCUCCCUCUCCUCUCUCUCCUUUCUCUCCCCUCUCUCUCUCUCCCUCUCUCCCUCUCUCCCUCCCUCCUCCCUCCCUCCCUCUGUCCCUCUCUCUCUCUCUCUCUCCCCCCCCUUCCCUUCCAUCCCUACGACCGCCCUACUCUACUUCCCAGUUCACCUACUGUUGACCUGUGCUUGCAGCCCCAUAGCACCACCUCCUGUGCCAUCUACCAGAGUCGAAACCAUGGCCUUCUCUAAAUGUUCUACCACCCUCUUAAAAAGGGCGUGGACAUUGUCAUGCGCUAGUGAAGGUGUAACAGCGAUCACAACAAGGGACCUAGUUCCGGUAUACUCACUCAUCUCCUAUGAAGUAUGGUUGCAUUAAAUAGCAGCAAAGUUUUCUACAUUUAGUGAGUGUGUGCCUAAGUGCCAUUAAAAAGAAAGCUAUUUGAGUAUUUUAUCCGAUUUCGAUUGUGUUUCUAGCUUGAGAGGUAAAGAGCUAAGUCACAGAUCAUAAAAAAUCCGAAAUGAAGGUGGGCGUGAUUUUUAACAAAAUGGGUGGUUUUAUUGUAUAAAUUUUCGAUUGAAAGUAAAAUGUAGUAAAUUAAAAUGGUCUUGGAGCAUUCAGAACUUGCAUUCCUACUAUUCAUAGUAACAAAACAAAUCAAAACCAAACUCUUAAAAUGAUGAUUGAUAUUUUGGUACACGCCACACUGAUCUAGGACUGAAAUCAUUUAAUGUUUGUCAUUAAUUGUGAAAUUUGUUCAUAUUGAUUGACGUUUAUGUACAUGCCGUAAUGAUCUAGGGUUAAAUCAUUUAAUCUUUGCCAUUAAUGUGAAAUUUGUUCAUAUUGAUUGACGUUUAUGUACAUGCCGUAAUGAUCUAGGGUUAAAUCAUUUAAUCUUUGCCAUUAAUGUGAAAUUUUUCAUAUUGAUUGACGUUUAUGUACAUGCCGUAAUGAUCUAGGGUUAAAUCAUUUAAUCUUUGCCAUUAAUGUGAAAAUAUUUCAUAUUGAUUGACGUCUAUGUACAUGCCGUAAUGAUCUAGGGUUAAAUCAUUUAAUCUUUGCCAUUAAUGUGAAAUUUUUUCAUAUUGCCGCUCUAGUCUAUAAUGGGCUACGUAAUGCAUGAUAUUUUUACCAUUCAACAUUCUAUGGUAAGUAGCAAGUUGAGGGUCAAUAAUUUUUAGUAUUACAAAGAGUAUGAUCAGCAGUCUGAUCCUCCUUUGAUAGUUGGUGGUUUCAAAUAGAAAACUAUAUGAGAAUUGGGCCCAAUUUUCACCAAGUCUUGGAGUUUUAGUGGGUGAUGCUUCUAACAUUCCAUCUAUGCCCCUUAUUCUUAUAAAAGCUUUCAUAAAGGACUAUAUUGACUUAAUUUUGUUAAGAAACUAGUCAUGUUCAUUGAUAGGAUUCAAAGGCUAUAUCUAGGAGAGGUGGCUCAAGGACAAUAUUGCCAGCUUUAAACAACACAUGUGAAGCACACAUCAGUCUAGAAGUGAGUCAAAGUAUUGUCAUAUUACCAGCAAUAUAAAUGAGUAAUUGAACUCAUUUACUAUAUAUUGUUAGUCUUAUUCUAGAUAUCAUCACAAAUGCUCAAAUACUAAAAUAUUAAAUUAUAUGCGAAAAAUAUUGACAUUUGCUAGCAUGAAGUUGGAAAGUCAUAAUAUAAGUAUAAAAUGCAAGCGAGAAGUCAUAUGACAAUACUGUCAUCUUUAGCCAUAUCAAUCUAGAAACGAGUCAAAAUAUUGUAAUAUUCUCAUCACUAUAAUGUCUUAUCAAAUAAUAAAAUAUUAAAUUCCAUACAAAAAAUAGUAACAUUUGAUGACAUGAAGAUGGAAAGUCAUAGUAUAAGCAUCAAACAUGACCAAUAAGUCAUUUAGGGGCUUAGUAAUAUCUGAAUAUAGGGGCGAUUGGAGGACAUAUUUAAUGUUAUAUGAGCAUUGACGUAAGAAGUUGCCAAUUAUAGAAAGUACCAAUCAAUGGGUUUACUCCAUAACAAUACUACCAAAAAUAAUGGGCAAUGAUGCACAACUCCCAAAAAUCUGCCCAAUUAUUGAUAGUUUGUGAUUAUCAUUUUAAAAUGUUUACAUCACUUCUUUUAAUCUCAUUAUUUACUCGAUCCAAUUUCAGUAUCUUAUAGUGAUGUGGAUUGGUUCAUGCUUGUUCAAGCACGGUCCACAAUCACGAGGAACCUGCAUACAAAAUUAUUGACUUCCUCCUGUUGACAUUUUUGUGCUCCUCUUUAAGGAGUCAACGCCAUAAGCUCUUGGUGAUUAUGUGAGUAAUUUUGCAAUAUCUCACCGACGCCAAUGAUAUUAUGCUUAAGAUUUUUCUUCUAAACACAAGUUCAUGGUAUACUAUGAAUCAUCAAUCAUUUUGUGCACAUAAUUAAUUAUUAGUUUGUGGCCAUCUUUUUUUAUUCACUUUAUGACUUUAAACUUUGAACGAAAUCAAUAUGUUCGGAGUAAUACUUAUAACAAUAUCUCAUUAUUUAGUUACAUUAAAUAGCAAUGUAGGGUAUGCAUGAAAAAAUCCUAACAUGUUGUGAAAAACAUAGUUGGCAUAAGUUUAUUACAUUUUAUUUUUCUUGUUUUGCGGUAUUAGUUUGUCAAUCAUUUUAUGGCACCUAUGAUAACAUCUUCCGAAAAUACAUACAUUUCAAUGGAUCCUCUAUGAAUAGGAGGGGAUUCUUUUUUUUUUUUUUGUAAAAUAUUAAGAUGACUUUGGUAAAAUGGUAGCGGAAUAUUUAUUAAAUACGCUUGGAGGAUCUGUAGGGAGUUUAUGGAUAAUUGGCCAGUCUGUGGGUAAGCUAGAAGAAAAUAAAAUAAUAAUAAAUGGGAUAAUUUAUCUUCCAUAUGAGCCCUCCCACGUGUUUUGCCGGCUUAAUGGGCCGGAUUGUGCGGCCCAUUUAGGUUCUCGCCGAUCAGAGCGUGGGGCCCACACCGGGGAAUGCUGAGGCCCAGCAGUCUCGUCUCCGCCGGCCAACGGUCGGGUUUUCUUUCCUCUUCAAUAGCCGGCAAACAGAGAGGGGGCGGCGGGCGAAGGUGGGGAAGAUUCGCACGCCUACAUGGUCGCGCUUGCGGCCGGUCUCCUUCCGACGGCGACCCUACACGGCGCCGCAGUCAGAGCCGAGGGAUUCUUUCCGGCGGCUUCAAUCAAUGCCGCUCAUGUGAAGCCGCAAUUUCCCACCCGUACCGGUUCGAGUGUCCAGAUCCCCGCUCCGUCUCUGCCGGAGAACUCUCCUGAUCGUAUCCUGAUCUCUCCCUUGCGAAGCAACGGUGACGCGCUUCGGAUUCCUCGUGUCCUCACCCGGGCACUGAAGUCCAGAAGUCUGGGGAGCGGUGGGUAGUGUCAAUUUUGUGUGGAUUGGGGUUUAGAUGGGACAGUCAAAUUUAUCUUUAAUUUAAUGAUUUUUUCUCAUUUUCAGCGGGGAGCUACGACGCUGAGCUUCGGUCGGUGCUUGAGCUCGCGACGGACGAGGAGCUGUCCGAGCUCCAAAACAUCCUCUUCGGUCCCAGGUAACCCUAUUGGCUUUGGAAAAGAGUAGCGUCAAUCGGUUAUCAUUCUCCUUGCUGUUCUUGUUAGGAGUGAAAUAUCUUGGCGUUUAGUUACCCGCAGCGUUUGACGAAGUGCUCUUGUACCCUGCUGUCGACAGUUUCUAUCGGAUUAUCGUUGCAAUGAAUCCUCACUGUGAAGCCAUUUCGGCGACAGAAGUAAUUUGGGGUGAUGAUUUUUGCCUGCAGCUACUUCAGUCCUCUACUGAAAUCCAUAGCAAAUCAUCCUGAUGUUGAUCAUACGAUGGAAGGGGAUGAUGUUGAGGGGAGGGACGAAUUCAUAGAACUUCUUGAGUCUCGAUUUCUGUUUCUGGCGGCAGAUGCUCGUUCUACACUGAGGUCUGGUGUUCGAACUUGGGCACCAUUCGUACCAAAAAUAUGCUUUCAAUUCUCUGGUUUUCGAAAAUCUCUGUGAAAGCUUUUUACUUCGAUUUCUUUUUUUAGAAUGUCAGUAUUAUUUAUCGUCCCCUACUAUCUGAAUUUCUUUUUUUCUUGGUCUCUUUUGAAGGGGUUGGAGACCUUCAUACAGGGACGUUUUACUUGGCGUGAGGAGAAAACUUGGCGUCCCAUGUUCGAGUAGAUUGUCAACAGAAGACUUAGAGAUUGAAAUUUUUCUCCAUUUGUUGAAUGAAUACGCAAGGUACGGUGCUUUUCCCGACAAAAUCUGGUUACCUUAACUUGGGAACUAUUAAUAUAAGUAAUAUUUGAAGCACUAGUAAUCACAGAAGUAAUAUUGGAAUUGCUUUUUGAUGGACUCCUAUGAUAACCCCCGUGUGUUUUGAACUGAGACAACAAGAUUGGCACAUUUGGUCCAGAGAAGCAACCCUUGUUAUGUUUCAUGAUGUCAUUAAUAUUUUGUUACUACUGUUACCUGUGGUUUAAAGACGACCAUACAGCAUUUUAAAUACUCAUCCUUUUUGACAUGAUUGUAAAUACAGCAUUUUAUGUCUGCUUGUUACACUGGGGAUUUCACAUGAUUGUAUUGUAGUAAGGAGGGGAUGAUGAUAUCAUGUCUGUGCAUGUAGGAACAGCUAAGACAUGGUUACUUUGGUGGGUCAUACCUGGGUUUAGAAAAUAAAUAGUGGGCUUAGGAAUUUUACACUGAUGUAAUCCAUCUUUUUUGAAAAAUAAAAGGUUGAAAUAUUUUUUCUGUCAAAUUCUCAACUGUCCGGCUUAUGAUAAUUUACAUAUACCAAACGGCAUGACUUACACUGACCAAUAUGGAAACGCAAAAGAUAGCUGAUCGAAUCACUCUGGAAGACCAGCUAUAUAGGGUGGAUACAGUAUCAUGGCCGUAUGCAUCAGCUCAAAACUGACUUAUAUUUGGUGCAUCCUCUCCAGAGUUCUCUAAACCUAUCUGUUCUCUUUUACUGGCCUUGCGUUCCAAUUCUCUAUUUAAAAAUAAAAUGUAUGCAGGUAUUUUUUAAUAUGUCUGACCUCCUGUCUUGGACAUAAAUAUAAAAGGACAUUUUUUAUAUUUACUCACAAAUAGUACUAUUUUUAAUGAACGAAAAAAAUACUAAGGGUCUUUAAUAUAGAGCAGUAUACAAAAAUGACCUUUUCUGACCUCCAGUGUAGCAUGAAACACUCUUCUGUUGAUGUCUUGGUAACACUAGCGGAAAAAGGAAGAGAACGGAAGGCAAAGUAUUCAUAGCAAUGGAUGGUGGUGUGAUAAGAUCCCAGAUCAAAGAACUAUGAAUAAUUCGUAUUAGAUGAUAAAUAGACUCUAGAACAGAAAUAAACAAAGAUAAAGAACAGUAGAAGAACUCAAAACAGAUGGGAGGGUCGCAUACAACCCACCAAACCUUCUCAUAGAUCCACGAGAUACUAUCACCGAUUUUCCUUCCACCUCUGCCUUCCUGCUCCGCCUGUCUUUAUAUCCUCUCCUUUCCUUCCCUCAUUUAGGCAGUUAGUCUCCUACCAUAAUUUCUCUUGCCAUAACUGCUCCUUGCCAUAACUGUUCCUUUCCAUAACUGCACCUUCCCUCAAUCAUGCUGAGCAUUAUUGACUUAUUGGGCUUUGGGCCUUCUUCCUUCUAGUAUAUGUGCAUGGAGCCUUAUCAUGGUGUUGGUAUAUUUCCAUCUCUGGUUCCCUUUUUUGUCAUUGUUUCUUCUGUUCUCUUCUUCCUCUGAUGGUAUCAAUACAUUCUCCUUUCAAUUAUUUUUCUCCUCUUGUUACUCUCCUUCAUCUCCUUCAGUUCUUCUUUUCUGUAAAUUAUUGUUACUAUGAGAUAGGGAAACUUGGCCUGGUCACGUAAGCCAGCCAAUCUUAGACAAAUUGACAUGGAAUUGAUCAAUUCAUCUGAGAUCAACUAUUCAAAGUCUAGAAAAACUUUUCAACUCUUUUGUCUUUUAGUUUCAAGUGGGAAUUCUAGUUUCCCCAUCAUUGUCGAACUGGAUGGGUCGUUCCAAGGUACAUGGUCUCUGAGCUCAUGAAACUAUGGUUCUUAUGGGUGGUGGUAGAAGUGUCAUUGUUUGUGUAUAUGGAAAUUAUGGACUUUAGACUGAAAAAUGGCGUUGACGAGAUUCAGUUACAUGAAUGAAGUAGAAAGAUUGUUGUCGGAGAUUCUCCCACCUUGAGCUAGGGCAUAGCUGCCACGAGUAGGGGAGCCGUUAGAGCAUGAGAGAGUGAGAGAAAAAGAAAAAUAUUUCAUUCAAUUUGAGUUAGGGUUCAUGAUCCUUUUAAUACAUGAGUUCUGACUAUUGGAUCUAUGUCGGGUAUAAGUGGCUAGAUCCGAUACCAAUAAGUAAUUAGGCUUAUCACACCCAAUAUCACUUAUUCUAACACUCCCCCUCAAGUUGGAGAAUGAAUAUUCUCCAUCCCCAACUUACCUAACAAUCUUCUCAUAGUAGGUCCAUAUAAUCCUUUGGUGAAGAUGUAUGCACAUUGCUCCUCAGACCUGAUAUGUUGGAUAGUGAGGAUCCCAUUCUUUAUCUUCUCUUUGAUGAAAUGGCAAUUUACUUCCACGUGCUUGGUCCGAUCAUGAUGUAUUGGAUUGUGAGCAAUAUCUAUAGUUAACUUGUUGUCACAGAAGAGUUUUGUGGGUGAAUCAUAUUGGAUUUUAAGGUCUUCCAAAAUCCCUUUAAUCCAUAAUACUUCACACAAUCCUUGUGUCAUUGCUCGAAGUUCAGACUCUACACUAGAUCUUGAAACCACUGGCUGCUUCUUGUCGCACCACAUGAUUAGGUUUCCUCCUAAGAAUGAAUAGUACCCUGAAGUAGAUCGUCUGUCUACAACAGAACUUGCAUAGUUAGUAUCAGUGAAUAUUUUCUACAUUAGUAUGCCCAUGUGGUUGAAAUAAUAGGCCGUAACCUGAUGUACCCUUUAAAUAAAAAAGUACUCGUCUUGCUGCUGCAUUAUGUACUUCUCUAAGAUCAUGCAUAAAUUGACUCAAUAAUCCUAUUGUGUAGGUAAUAUCUGGUUGAGUGUGAGAUAAAUAAAUUAGUUUACCAAUCAGCCUUUGGUAUCUUCUUCUAUCAACUGGUGGACUAUCUUCACCUCAACCCAAUUUCCCGUCAGGGUCAAUGAGAGUGGUUGCCGGUUUACUGCCACUAGUUCCGGUUUCUUUAAGUAAAUCUAAAGUCUAUUUCAACUGAGGUAAGAAAAUACCACACCUAGAAUAUACAAUUUCCAUACCAAGAAAGUACUUUAAAUUUCCUAGUCUUUUAAUUUUGAAGCAUGUAGAUAAUUUAUCAUUUAACAUUUCUAUUUCUAACAAAUCAUCUCUAGUAAAUAUCAUGUCAUCAAUGUAAACUAAUAAAAUAGAAAUUUCAUUUCUAGAAUGUUUAAAGAAAAGAGUAUGAUCACUGUUACUUUGGCGGUAGUCCAUCUCAUGCAUAGUGGCUAAGAGCUUGCCAAACCAUGCUCUCAGAGAUUGUUUAAGUCCAUAUAAAGACUUCUUUAAUCUACACACAAAGUGCUGAUUUUUCUCUUCCCUAAAACUUGAAGGUAUAUCCAUAUAUAUCUCCUCAUUUAAGGACUCAUGUAGGAAAACAUUCUUCACAUCUAAUUGGUGAAGCUGCCAUCCUUUCAUUGAUAUCAUAGAGAUUAAAAUCCUCAUGGUGUUUAAUUUUGCUAUUGGAGUGAAGGUCUCAUCAUAAUCAAUCCCUAAUUUCUGGGUAUAUCAUUUUGCUACCAACUUAGCCUUAUACCUCUCUAUCGUUCCAUUUGGAUUAUACUUAAUGGUAAAUAUCCAUUUACACCCAACAAUCCGUUUAUUCCAUGAGAGCUUAACUAGUUCCCAUAUGUUAUUUUUCAUCAACGCAUUCAUUUCUAUUUUCAUAGCCCUUUUCUAUUCUACAUUAUUUAUAGCUUCAUUAACUGUUGAUGGAAUGGUAUGGAGCCUACCUUCGUAAAAAAUGAAGAGUGGGCUGUAGAUAAACGAUGCAAAGAGAAAUAAUUUUGCAAUAGAUAAGUAAUAUUCUUACUGAUGUUUUGAUGAACCAACAAGUUUACUACAUUUUCUUGUGGUUCUGAUGAAAGAUCUAGCCUAGUCUCAUGAGUUAAAUCAUCUACUGAAGUAGUGUGUGAUUUGUUCAUUUUUCCUUCUUGUAUAAGUCUGUCCAAAAAAAAAUUCUAUACUUAAUUUUUGUGAAUUUGACUCCCCUUCAUCACAAGGAAGCAGAUAACUUCAUUGAGAUGUGGUCUUAUCACCCAUCCUUUCUAAAGAUGAAGCUCCACACAUCACUAUGAAUCAAGUCAAAAGGUUAAAGAGAUCUUGAGUCAGAUGGAGAAUAAAUAGAUCGUUUAUGCUUGGCUAAUUGGCAUACCUCACAUAAUAAACUAUUGUCAUCAAGUUCCUUACACAAUUGCGGGAAUAAAUAUUUAAUAGUCAAGAUAUAGUCAAGAUAGAAGGAUGUCCUAGGCAAUGAUGGAUCAACAUAAGUGGUUCAAUCAACUUGCGGCUCCCCCUUGAUGCUACCCUUGGUGUUGUCGCCGCCGUUUGUGCCGUUUGUGGAUGUGUCUUUUGUGUUCCGUUGAGGCCUCAUAUGUAUUAUAGAUCUUCCUUCUCUUCAGCAAGUCUAGUCUUUCAUCCUAUGUCCUUAUCAUAUAAGACACAGUCAUUAAGAGUAAUCAGAAGGUCAUGAGUGAUGGAUUGUCUAAGCUUACUAAGGGAGAUUAGGUUUGUUAAUAAUAGAGACACAUGAAGAACAUGAUGUAUUUUUCCUAUUAUUGGAAGUUCUACGGAACCUAUACCAACUACUGGUAUAAGUUUCCCAUCUGCAGUCAAUACUUGUCUACCAUUAAAACAUGGUUCAUAGGUUUGGAAAUAAUUUUUGAGUGGAGACAUAUGAUAUGUGGCCCUUGAGUUAAGGAUCCAUGUACCUUUAUCCUUUAGAUAUAUGUUUGUUUGACUGGGAGAAUAGAAACUCAAGGAGAGGGAAGUGUAAGAGAUUGAAAAAUUACCUGAGGAGGUUGCUGAUGAUGUUAUGAUACUUGAGGUGAUGAGUUGCCACAACUUCUCAAUCUCCUCUUUGAGUUUAUCAAUUUCCCCAUCUUUGGAAUUUGCUGGUUGAGGGAUAGGUGUCAAGUUCACCUCUCCCUUAGUGGAGCUUGUAGAGCCAAUUUCUUGCCAAUAUGUAAGGGAAGGGGUUACACUCAUGUACCCCUGUCCUACUCUUGGAGGCUUACCAUGCAAUUUCCAGAAAUUGUUAUGAGUAUGUCUCCUUUUUCAGCAGAAUGAGCACCAUAGUUUUGCCUUUGGGUCUGUCACUUGCUCUGGGUUUUGGCCUUGUUUUCCUUUGCUGGAAUGUGAAGAGCUUGUCUCGCUCUUCCCUUCCCAGCCACAACUAGUGUUGGCUGAUGCUCCCACUAUGUUCUUUGCUGCCAAUGCUGAGUUAUCAGCUUGCUGAUUUUUGUUCAAUAGUGUCAGCCUAUUCUCUUCCCUCUUAUUAAUUCCCACAUCUUCCUCGAAAUCAGGAACUCUUUUCCUGUUCAACAAUUGACCAGUCAAUUGUAUAAAAGGUGAAUUUAAGCCAGAUAAGAACCGAUACAAGCGAUCCUUCAAGAUGUAUGUUCAUUCAACAGAAUUUGGAUUGGUGUUCAGUCUAUAAUGAUCGACUUCCAUCUAGAUGGUUUCUAGUUCGGCUGCAUACUCCAUCACCGUUCUAUUCCCUUGAGUAAGGUUCAUAGGUUUAGUGGUUAAGCAUGAGAUUUCUCCCUCAUCAUUCCGCUUCGUGUGCAUACAGUGAGCUUUCUCCCAUAUCUCUUUCACUGUCGGAAUCUGAAAGAAGUGGUCGCCGAUAGAUGGUACCAUGUUUUCUAGCAACCACGCUUUAAUGAUGGCGUCUGCCUCUCGCCAUGUAGUGUGUCAUGGAUCUGUUGGGUUAUGAGGGUUACCACUCUUGAGGUGGAUUAUUUUCCUCCGGCCAAGUAAAAUCAUUUCCACAUAUUCCUCCCAUUGUAAUAAGUUCAAUUCAUUGAACCUAUAUUUGUCAAGAAUUUUUGGGAGUUCAAACCACCUAGGGUACUCCUCUGGUACACUCACUGGCACCAGAGAUAGACUAGGGGCUUCUGCCAUGAGUUAGGGUUCGUGGUCUCAACCAAAAACAGGCUAACCUUCAAACCCUAGCUAACAGAAAAAUAGAGUGUUCGUGGUCUCAAUGUAUGCGGACUUUCGAUGCAGUAAGCUUAGAUGGCUUAAGAAAAGGUUUGGAAUGUAUGCACCUGAUGCUCUGAUACCAUGUUAAAGAUUCUCCCACCUUGAGAUAGGGCACAGCCGCCACGAGCAAGGGAACCAUUAGAGCAUGAGAGAGUGAGAGAAAAAGAAAAUACUUCAUCAUUUUGAGUUAGGGUUCGUGACCCUUUUAACACAUGAGUUCUGACUAUUGGAUCUAAGCUGGGUAUAAGCGGCUAGAUCCGAUACCAAUAUGUAAUUAGGCUUAUCACGCCCAAUAUCACUUAUUCUAACAAUUGCCAGACAUAUUUGAUAGCUAUUUCUCUUCAAUAUCAUACCUGAUAUCCUUCAGGUUGUUCUAGACAAUUUUAUUCGGGUUUGCUCUAUUGAUUCGCAACCUAGGUUAUCCUGAUCAAUAGUUUUAAUUCCCUUCUCUUGGUUGCUGCAUAGAUACAAAUUUAUUAUGACUGUUGACACAUCAGAUGAAAAAAUGUUUAUACGAUUGCUCUGUCAUAUUGUGAUUGAUGGUUUGCCAUACUAAGCUGUGUUUUAUCAUUUUUCUUCAUUGUUGAUGUUUCAGCCGUAUCUUAAAUUUCGUCUCUUGAUGAGUGUAAUUGUAUUUCAAUCAAAUUAAUUUGUUUGAUUUUCUUUUUUACCUAUUUACUUAUUGUUGCCAUGAUGCUACAUUAACUCAAGUUAUUCAAACGGGAUUAUGAAUAUUAUGACGUCAAUCAUUGUUGAUUAGCCAUAUACCAAAUAAAACUUCACUGUUGCAACUAGGAACCAACCUAUAUUUUCCUUCUGUGUAAAUGUCUUCUGAGUAAGAAAUCACUCGUCUCUGAUUGAUAUACAGCCCGGAAGGUAUUGGAAUUUCUAGUAAUCAAGGGAAACUUGAGGUUGGACUAAGCAAGUGGAAGGUUGAUUUUCUUGGUGCAGUCAAAGUUGGAGCAAAGGAAUUCCAACAAGUGGCUCUAAAGGUUUGGUUGGACUCUGAAUAUUAGUUUCCUAAACAAAAUACAUUUCUACCUGUUUUAGGAAUUACUGAGCCUUCAGAACCUUUCAAUAGGGUGGUGGCAUCUUCACUUUGGGGAAGCUUUAUCAGUGGGUAUGCAGUUUAUCCACAAGUCCUGUCUUAUUUAUCUUGUACUCCCUGAGUGUGACAGUUUGACAUGGCUUUCAUGCCUAGUUAGCAAGGAGGCUAUCUGGAAGUAUGCUGGUGGAAGCUGCCAACUAUCAGAUAAGGAAUGAAGUUAUUAAACGGGUAUGUAUGGUUGUUUGUCUGCAUGAUGGGUUCGUUCUCCAAAUUUAGAUGAUUCCAUUAAACUUCAAUGAAUAUUAUUUUCAGUAGUAUCAUGCCAUGACAAUCCUUAUGUAGCUGCUUAUUAGUCAUUGAUGAUGACCCGAGGCCUAUUUACAACUAUGCUCCAAGCAUUGUGUUUGAUGAUUUCAAAUCUUUCAAAUCAAAUUCUAGUUAUAAUUGAAACUCAUAGGUAAUAAUGGAUCAGUGAACCAUCCACGAUUGACUAACCGUGCAUUCUGAUAUCUGAAAACUAGCGUAUGCAGCAUCUUCACAUCAAUGGGUAAAUUAGGUUGCAUUCAGGUUUUGUCCAUUAAUUAUUUGUCUCCUCCUCGCAAUACAUUAUUUCAAACUGAACAAAGGACUUGACCUGGUUACGCAUACUAUUGCCCCUCUUCACUGGGCAGGGAGGGCAGUUUGCAGCCGUCAACUUGGAGUCCAGAGUAGGACUACUUGCGGCAAGACAGGUCAUUAUCCAGUUCCCUUUGCCUUUCUUGUAUGUAUCUAUAUAUAUAUAUAUAUAUAUAUACAUUCGCACACACAUAAGUCAAUCUAUUUCUACUUUUUAUUCGAUUACCGGAGAUGUGGCAAAUAUCAAUCCUCACUGACUAAUGUCCAUGCACCUAGGGUCUUGCCCGUGCAGCCUCGCGGUACCUUGGCUUCAGGAGUGCAGUGAUGCUGCUUGGACCGCUGUAUGCUUCCAUUUCAUUAAUCUUUAUAUUUUUCUCCGAUUAUCUUACCGUAAAUUAUUCUUCAUCUGUACCCCUCAUUUUCGUUGAUUUAAAGAUCAUUUCAUCAUGCUUUCCCAACCAUUAUAUUUUCAUUCUUAUCUGAUUAGCCUGUGCCAUAAAUUUUAAAUAAAUGGCUAUUUCCUUGGCUAAUAUAAUCAGCCGCCCAUCUCCAGGCUGUGGGGGACGUUCCUGGCCGAUGUGGUGAUCCAAAUGCUUGGUACCGACUAUGCGAGAAUUCUCCGCGCAAUCUAUGCCUUUGCGCUGGUGGGAUCACUUAAUUCCGUAAAUUAUAUUCCACAUGAAUUGUUCGUCUUGGACUCAUAGCCUCCUGCACAGAUUCGCCUCACGAGGGCUCCUGGCUGGACAUCUGUCAGCAGCAACCGUUGAAGCUCCUUAAGCAUAUAUAGUGCGAGCUCCCUCCUCGAACCCCCCCCCUUCAUCCCCACCUGCGGACUCGAUGCCACCUGGAAGAGCGUUGCAGAUUUGGCAUGGGCUUUGGGGGCUCUGGCCUGCUCGAUCAACAGAUGUUAUAUGUGCAAGGCAGAAGUCGUUUGUUCUUGGAGAUGCAAGCAAGCUUAGGGAGGUUGCUGGUGAAAGCUGA